Nezara viridula (southern green stink bug) is the source of this 2701-nucleotide messenger RNA. NCBI's taxonomy places the organism in Eukaryota, Metazoa, Arthropoda, Insecta, Hemiptera, Pentatomidae. The record is from the annotation of a GenBank genome assembly.
AUGCUAUAUAUAGUAGUUGGAAAAAGAUCGACAUACCUCAUCGUCAAAAUGAAGUUAUACAAUAUUGCUGUAAUCCUUUUGAUCGCCGCCUCUUUUUCGUCCGAGGUGCUGGCCCAGCCGCUACUGACUGGCCAAGGAAUUACGAACAAUGGUGGCUUUAUAUCGAGCAUUAUAAACACCAUCACGAUGAAGCUCAACACGGGAUUGCAGACAAUCAUGAGCUUUAUACCAGGAUUCAGCCCAUUAACUUCAAUGAUACCUAAUGUACCAGUUAUACCCACUGCUGCCCAGAAUAUACCUGCUCCUGCCCAGAAUGCACCAGCAGCUGCACAGAAUACACCGGUUGCUGCCCAGAACACACCCGCUACUGCCCAAGGCUCAAGAGCUACUCGUACCGCCAGCAACGGAUUGAUGUCACUUUUUGGAUAAAAUAUAAAUAAAUCAAUAAAGUAAUUGCUGAAUCUAUAAAAAUUCCCAAGUUAUUAUUACUUCAAUUUAUCUAAAACAAGCAAAUCAUUAAAAAAAUAAAUGAUUAAUUUUUUAUUGAAUCCAUCGCUAAUUGAUUUGAAGUUAGUCGAACCGCUGAUUAAAUCAUAUUUAAAUGCAUUUAAUACCAAAUUCAGCAAUAUAAGAACUUCCCUUUUGAUUAAUAUCAAUGGAUUCUUAUAUGGUUUGUUGUCAAGUAUCAAGUUUUCUUCAGUAGUGCCCAAUCACCAAAGCAUGGUCCUCCUUUUUAAAAAUGUUAUAGGUCUUCCCAUCUUUUUAUAACAGUGCAAGUGACCCUAUAAUUAGAAAUAUUGUAAUAUAGGUUCAUAAGUAAUUUUACUUGCUUUAGCCUGUUUCAUUUGUUCCCUUUAUUAUCUUGUCUGAACGGAUUGAAAAGUUGAAAACACAAAAAUAUGGGCUUCUUCUAAAAUUCCUAAUUCCAUCAAAAUGUAACUCUUCAAUACUUGAUAGAGCAAUGACGAAUUACAAUUCUCCUCUGGCCAUCCCUGAUAUCCUGAUACUUCCCGAUUUCUGAUGAAUAAAUUAAAAUAGUAAAAUAUUAUUUGUGUAAGAUUCUCAAGUUCUCCUAUUUGAUUCUCUUACCUAUUAAUUAAAAGUAUAGCAUCAAAUAUUUUUUCAAUUACGUAAUUUUGCAUUAGCCACAGGUGCAGACAACAUUAUUAUUAAUGUAAUUAUCUUAUUGUCAGAUGCCAUCAGAUAAUUAAAUAAUUCCGAAUUGUAAGAUACGUUAUUCCAACCAACAUACCUUCCGCUGCAUUUAAAAGUGAACUUUUAGUUUCUGUCUUUUGAAAUCCAUUGUCUAAAUUUUGAAGAUUAAUUAUGAUAUUUUUCUAUUUAGUUCAAACUAUUUAAUAACUAUUCUUAUUGUUCAUAAUACAAAAGGCAUUGUCAUAUUUAUUUGGGAAUCAUUUGUAAUGAAUGUUACAUGACAUGUUAUUUAAGAAAGACGGUUUGAAGUUAACAAAUUGAUUAUCAAGCGAAUCCCUUUUAUAAAUAAAUCUAUGAAACGAAUAUUUCAGAUAAAAGAAUGUGAUAUUCUAAGAUUAAUCUCCGAAAAUAAUAAUAAUAAUGUAAAGCUUUCCUUCAAUCAUUACUUUUAUAUCUCCCUGAUACACGAGAGUAUUUGUUUUCAAAUAAACAUUGUUUCCCAGCACUUCCCAGUUGUAGGUCAACAAUAAAACUCUGAAAAGAAUUUAUACAAUCUAGAUAUCUUGAAAGUUGUGUAAGAGACAGACAUAAAUUGAACUAGUAUUAACCCUGAGACUGUGAUAUUGUCCUAAGCCAAUCUGAUUCGAUUUUUAUUUAUGCUCCAUGUAUUUCUGCAGAACAAAGUCUUAUUCAGCACAUGCAUUGUUAUGAAGACCGGCUUUUUUUUUUUUCGUUUGCAAUAUCCAAGUAUAGUGUGAUAUAAAUUCAAUAAUUCUAAUACGAUAUAACAAAUUACCUGCGGUUACUCUCCCCAGGUUCCGUUAUUUGUCUCGAUUUUGGCUAGAAAUGUUUCGAAUUUUGCCUAUCUUACGAAAUCUCCAAAAUGGUAAUUUUUAAAAAUAUUGGGAGUUGGGUAGAUGUACAGAUAGAUACAAACGUGAAUAAUCAUUAUAUCUGAUAGACGCCGAGGACCGUAACCGCAGCUAAAGUGAAAAAAAGCAAACUUAUCUCAUUUCUUAUCAAUAAAUGGAAUAAAAAACAGAAAAUGAGUACAGCAAUAUGCAAAGAAAUUUAGAAAAAUUGGAAGACUACCCGAAAAUCAAAAAGUGAUGGUCUGUUGCCCAAAAUUCGGAUGUUGUGAGUUUUCCCAUGGAUUCCUCCUGAUACUGAUGACUAGAAGUCCCAACUUGCACCUGUUAUAGAUUAACCAGAAUUGUAAAUCACAUAUUUUUAGAGUGUAUUAGCAACACUGCUCAAAGCAAAAACCUAAAAAUAGAAGAAAUCCUUCAUUAUGAGAAAAAAUAAAUUAUCUGUUCAAAUAAAUAAAAAAAAAAUUAAAUCCCUUCAAAUAUUUAAUAGAAAAAUAUCUUUAUCAUAGAAUAUAAAACGGAAAUAAUAUGCCAAUGGCCCUUUGGGAUGCAGGCAAAAUAAAUAAAUAAAAUAAUUUCAGUGGAUUCUUACCAGGACCAGUUUAUAUAAACCAUUCAUCACAUCAAAAAAUAUUUAUUUUUUAUUUUAGGACUUCUAGGAAUAAAACUAGUUUUUG